CCUCCUCCUGGGCUGGGCCCGCGGCGUCUCGUCCCCUCGCGGAGCCGCCGCCGCCGCCGCCUCCUCAUUCAUCCUCGUGCACCAUAGGCGGCACAGGCUCCAAGAUGUCCAACCGAGUGGUCUGCCGGGAAGCCAGCCACGCCGGGAGCUGGUACACCGCCUCAGGACCUCAGCUGAAUGCCCAGCUAGAAGGUUGGCUUUCACAAGUCCAGUCCACGAAAAGACCUGCUAGGGCCAUCAUUGCACCCCAUGCAGGAUAUACGUACUGUGGGUCUUGUGCUGCCCAUGCUUACAAACAAGUGGAUCCAUCAAUUACCCGGAGAAUUUUCAUCCUUGGGCCCUCCCAUCAUGUGCCCCUGUCUCGAUGUGCACUCUCCAGUGUGGAUAUAUAUAGGACUCCUCUGUAUGACCUUCGUAUUGACCAAAAGAUUUACGGAGAGCUAUGGAAGACAGGAAUGUUUGAACGAAUGUCUCUGCAGACAGAUGAAGAUGAACACAGUAUUGAAAUGCAUUUGCCUUACACAGCUAAAGCCAUGGAAAGCCAUAAAGAUGAGUUUACCAUUAUUCCUGUACUGGUUGGAGCUCUGAGUGAGUCAAAAGAACAGGAAUUCGGAAAACUCUUCAGUAAAUAUCUAGCGGAUCCUAGUAAUCUCUUUGUGGUUUCUUCUGAUUUCUGCCAUUGGGGUCAAAGGUUCCGUUACAGUUACUAUGAUGAAUCCCAGGGGGAGAUUUAUAGAUCCAUUGAACAUCUAGAUAAAAUGGGUAUGAGUAUUAUAGAACAAUUAGAUCCUGUAUCUUUUAGCAAUUAUUUGAAGAAAUAUCAUAAUACUAUAUGUGGGAGACAUCCCAUCGGGGUGUUAUUAAAUGCUAUCACAGAGCUUCAAAAGAGUGGAAUGAAUAUGAGCUUUUCCUUUUUGAAUUAUGCCCAGUCGAGCCAGUGUAGAAGCUGGCAAGACAGUUCAGUCAGUUACGCAGCUGGAGCACUCACGGUCCACUGAAGCUCCGACCCUCAGGGACGCCACCUGCACAGACUCGUACUCUGUCCAGGGUCCAGCCUAGCCUUUACCAAGAUGUUGGUUCUGGUGUGGGGGGAUUCUGAAACCUCAGACUAAUAGAACUCUUUCUUCUUUUCUAGUAGGUGUAGUCCUCCUUAAUUUCAACUCAUUUUAAAAAUGCUUUCUAGUUUGGGGCAGUGGAAGGAAGGCUGAAUCAAAAUAUUUGCCCAAUUGGCACACAGUGACUUAAAGCAUUUAGAUAUCUGAAAUUUGCACUUUUGCAGACUCAUGCACAUAUAUUCCGCUUUCAGAAUAGUUUUGCAAAUUGUACACAGACAAAGGGUGGAAGCUUUUUAAUAAAAAAUUGCAUUUAUAAAUGAUCUGUAUUAGAAUAUAAGAAAUCUCCAGUUAUAGACAAUUACUACCCAUGUUGUACAACAGAUACCUUCUAUUUUAGUUGCUAAUAAAGGGCUACACAACUCAAAAAAAAAAAAAAAAAAAAAAAAAA
This is a messenger RNA of Rattus rattus (black rat), 1503 nucleotides long. Its product is annotated as protein MEMO1. The record is from RefSeq and is a predicted model, not a curated record. The coding region runs from base 105 to 998 and encodes 297 amino acids. The transcript has a single exon. NCBI's taxonomy places the organism in Eukaryota, Metazoa, Chordata, Mammalia, Rodentia, Muridae.